Epinephelus fuscoguttatus (brown-marbled grouper) is the source of this 1899-nucleotide messenger RNA. It is a transcript of the gene cox11, whose product is annotated as cytochrome c oxidase assembly protein COX11, mitochondrial. The coding region runs from base 145 to 927 and encodes 260 amino acids. Gene Ontology annotation, cellular component: mitochondrial inner membrane. NCBI's taxonomy places the organism in Eukaryota, Metazoa, Chordata, Actinopteri, Perciformes, Serranidae. The record is from RefSeq and is a predicted model, not a curated record. Gene Ontology annotation, molecular function: copper ion binding. The transcript has 5 exons.
ACUCUAUGUUUCCGGUGUGUGUUUCCGCGUAAGAUGUUUGGUAACAUGUUUCUGUUCAGCGGUGAAUAACAGCGGAGUUCCUCCUCAAAGGUGAGUUCACCCCACCGACCCAACCUCAGGUGUGGACUAACUGCAGGUACCAGCAUGCUGCUCCCCCUUCUUCUGCGCCCGUCCCUCCGCUGCUCUCAGGCCUCUCAGGUCCUGUUAACACGAUGUGUGCGCUGCGACGCCUCUCGGACACUGCACUCUCAGGCUGAGCACUUCCUGCGACGGAGGCUCCCCCUGCGCCUCCACACACAGAGCCGAGGCACCAAGAGCCGAGGAAGGAAGUCCAGGAGCCACGAGGAGGAUUGGAAAACCAGGAACAAGACAGUGCUGACGUACAUUGCCGCUGCAGGGGUGGGGAUGAUCGGCCUGUCGUACGCUGCAGUGCCGCUCUACAGGCUCUACUGCCAGGCCUCGGGGCUCGGCGGCAUGGCGGUGGCCGGACAUGACGCAGAUCAGGUGGAGACAAUGAAGCCAGUGAAGGAGCGGGUCCUCAAGAUCACCUUCAACGCAGACACACACGCCAGCAUGCAGUGGAACUUCAGACCGCAGCAGACGGAGAUCUACGUGGUUCCAGGUGAGACGGCGCUCGCUUUCUACAGAGCAAAGAACCCCACAAAUAAACCCAUCAUCGGCAUCUCCACCUACAACGUGGUGCCCUUCGAGGCCGGGCAGUACUUCAACAAGAUCCAGUGUUUCUGCUUCGAGGAGCAGCGACUGAACCCUCACGAGGAGGUGGACAUGCCCGUCUUCUUCUACAUCGACCCGGAGUUUGACGAGGACCCCCGGAUGGCCCGAGUGGACACCAUCACCCUGUCCUACACCUUCUUCGAGGCCAAGGAGGGUCAGAAGCUCCCUCUGCCCGGAUACAGCUACAACUGAUCUGUACACACAGGGAGGGUCACGGAAACUAGGAGGCUAGUUCUGGUUCAAAUCUCAGUGCGAGUAAAAGUGAAAGGAAAAAGACAAUCCAAGACUCACUGAAGUAUUUGUUUUUAAUGUGAAAUGCAUUGCUCCCCCAAAAAAGACUGAAACCAAACAACAACCAGAUUUUUUUUUAUUAAAUCAAGUAAAAAGCUUCAGUGUAAGUCUUGUUGUUUUCAGUGUCUCAGAGUUUGAGGGUCCACUGUAAAGGUUGUAAACAAAAUAUUCUAGAUUUUAUUCUGAGAAUAAAGUUAAAAUAUUUGAAGAAAGAUGUGUAAUAUUCAAUAGAAAAGUCAAAGUCCUGAUUUAAUUUAAUAUGAGAUGGGAGCAGGGUGUCAUCUGAGGUUUCACAUAAAAGCAGCUUCAGGAUUCAUGUAUUUCACUCAGUGUAGCCUGAGAACAAGAAGACAUUUUGCAGAUUUUUUUUCUUUUCAAAAAGUUGCAUUUUCCCCCUAAAUAUUUUACCUUAAUUCUCAAAAUAUCACAUUUAUUUUUUCUAACAGUGGUCCUAAUUCACUGUAACAGAAUAAACCAGGUGUUCACUCAUCCUGGAAAACCUGGAAUUCUUCAAUGCAGCUUCACAGUCAUUGAAAAGUCCUGAAACAAGUUUAAAGUGUCAGAAUCUAUAAAUUCCUUCUCGGUGGCUGAUACACAUUUGAAGGUGUCGAGGUGAAACCUUUCUGAGAAAAGAGUUGGCUGGAUGAGUUUUUCUACAUUUCACCUGAACUGAGGAACAAAACUGUCAGAACUCUGGAGACUGAACUUUCUCUCCUGUCGAUGAAAGACGUGGAGACUUCAGACCCGAAGACCUCCAGCUGUUUGUGUGUGUGACGUCUGAGAGACUGUACAUGUAUAAAUGAGAUCAUGAUUACAGCUGAUAAUUGUUUUAAAGACUGAAAAUAUCUGAAUAAAUUAUGACUACAAACUGAA